This is a messenger RNA of Copidosoma floridanum, 2932 nucleotides long. RefSeq names its product ubiquitin-like activating enzyme 1 (gene Uba1). Gene Ontology annotation, molecular function: SUMO activating enzyme activity. The record is from RefSeq and is a predicted model, not a curated record. Gene Ontology annotation, biological process: protein sumoylation. Gene Ontology annotation, cellular component: cytoplasm; SUMO activating enzyme complex. NCBI's taxonomy places the organism in Eukaryota, Metazoa, Arthropoda, Insecta, Hymenoptera, Encyrtidae.
GAUACCAUUGGAUUUUGUAAAGAUCAUUGGAAACUAUGUUACACGCUAUAUAAUUAGUGGGAUUGGUGAUACGUGUUUUCAAUAUAACUGAUAAGCUUACACUAGCGAACAAAUUGUUCACUGUACAGUGUAGUGAUAAAUUCUUCAAUUAAGUCAAUUAUAGACCUUUCCAACUUUUUUUUCAUAUCUGUACUCCUUGAACAUUGGUUAUACAAAUAACUAUGAUACAAAAAAACAAUUAUUUGCUUACAUGACGUGUGUAAGAAAUAAUGGUUCAAUGUCUUGGAUUUAGUUUCCGAAAUUCGUUCGAGAUUACAUUCAGUAAUUGAUAGAGUUGAUAGUUGGUACUUUUGGAAGUUUUUUAUUGAAAAUCCAAGGUACAUCAUUUUGGUUUUUGUAAAGUCCGAUGUCUAGUGCUGAAGUGGUUGAAAGUUCUGUUGAUCCACCAAAUAAGAAGCGACGUAUUGCCCAUACGGACAGAGGUAGUGAAAACCUCUCAAAAAUUCCAGUAAUGGCAAAAAAUGGUUCGAAGUCUGCACAACUAGAAACAGAUAUUGAUGAAGGGCUGUAUUCACGUCAAUUAUAUGUUUUGGGCCAUGAUGCUAUGAGGCGAAUGGCCAACUCUGAUGUUCUUAUCUCUGGGUUAGGAGGCUUAGGAGUAGAAAUUUCAAAAAACAUUAUUCUUGGUGGUGUUAAAUCAGUUACUUUACACGACGAUGCUGUAUGCAAGAUAGCUGAUUUAGGAUCACAGUUUUACUUUAAUGAGGAUGACAUUGGAAAAAACCGUGCAGAGGCCUGUUGUUCACGUUUAUCAGAAUUGAACAACUACGUGCCCACUCGAUUUUUCACAGGAAUCUUGACUGAAGAUUAUUUAAAGAAUUUUAGUGUCGUAGUCUUAACUGAUACACCAAUGAAAGAACAAAUUCGUAUCGCCGAAAUCACUCGAAAAAACAAAAUCUAUUUAAUUAUUGGGGACACACGUGGCCUGUUUUCUCAAGUAUUUUGUGACUUUGGUGACAAUUUUUGUAUCACAGACAUUACUGGAGAGCCUCCUUUAAGUGCUAUGAUAGCUAGCAUUUCUCGUGAUAGUGAAGGAAUCGUUACAUGCCUUGAUGAUACUCGCCAUGGAAUGGAAGAUGGUGAUUUUGUAACAUUCUCAGAAAUUCAAGGUAUGUCAGAAUUAAAUGGUUGCGAAGCUAGAAAAAUAAAAGUCCUUGGACCAUAUACUUUUAGUAUUGGGGACACUUCAAAUUGUUCAGAGUACGUACAAGGUGGUAUUGUAACACAAGUAAAAGUUCCCAAAAGUCUAAAAUUUCUAUCAUACUCUGAAGCUUUAAAAAAUCCAAACUUUAUUAUUAGCGACUUUGGAAAAUAUGAAAAUCCCCAACAAUCUCAUUUAGCAUUUAUUACUUUGCAUCGUUAUGUAGAGGAAAGUAAAUUAUUACCCAAAGCUUGGCAUGAUGGUGAUUUCCAAGAGUUCUUAAAAUUAACUGAGUUUAUUAAAAAAAAAUAUAAUUUAAAUCUUGAAGUUAACAGAGAUUUUAUGAAUUUAUUCUGCAAGACUUGUUCUGGUGAAUUUAGCCCGAUGAAUGCUGUAACUGGGGGAAUCAUUGCACAAGAAGUAAUUAAGGCUUGCUCAGGGAAAUUUCACCCUAUUUAUCAAUGGUUGUAUUUAGACGCGAUUGAAUGCCUACCCAAAGAUCAAAAGACCGAUGAAACUGAAAAUUAUGCUCCAAAGGGAUCACGAUACGAUCGUUUUGUUUCAAUAUUUGGAAAUGACUUUCACACUAAACUAGCUAAUUUGAAUUAUUUUAUUGUUGGAGCUGGUGCAAUUGGGUGUGAGUUGUUAAAGAACUUUGCUAUGCUGGGAGUAGCCACGAAAAAUGGAAAAAUUACAGUUACUGAUAUGGAUUUUAUAGAAAAAUCGAAUCUAAAUCGGCAGUUUUUAUUUAGACCUGCUGAUGUUCAAAAGUCCAAGUCCUCGACGGCUGCUAAGGCUAUUAAGAGAAUGAAUGCUGAAAUUAAUAUAAUCGCACAUGAAAAUCGUGUGUGUGCAGAAACUGAAAAAAUUUAUAAUGAUGAGUUUUUCAAAUCCCUUGAUGGCGUUGCCAAUGCGCUCGAUAAUAUUGAUGCUCGAAUUUAUGUAGACCGACGAUGUGUUUACUAUCGGAAACCACUUCUUGAAUCAGGUACUUUAGGUACAAAAGGAAAUACGCAAGUUAUUGUACCAUUUCUAACUGAAUCUUACAGUUCUUCACAAGAUCCGCCUGAAAAAAGUAUACCCAUUUGCACCUUAAAAAAUUUUCCAAAUGCAAUAGAGCAUACUCUUCAAUGGGCAAGAGAUAGUUUUGAAGGCUUAUUUAAGCAGUCUGCAGAAAAUGCUGCUCAAUAUAUUAGUGAUCCAAAUUUUAUUGACAGAACUCUUAAAUUACCUGGAGUGCAACCAUUAGAAGUAUUAGAGUCAGUGAAAAUAGCUUUAAUCGAUGAAAGACCUUUAUCAUUUAAAGAUUGUAUCGUAUGGGCUCGAUGUCAUUGGCAAGAUCAAUUUAAUAACCAAAUCAGGCAACUAUUAUUCAAUUUUCCACCUGAUCAAGUAACGUCAAGUGGUCAACCAUUUUGGUCUGGACCUAAGCGUUGUCCAACACCCCUUGAUUUUGAUGUUAACAAUGAACUACAUUUAGACUAUAUUGUAGCUGCAGCAAACUUGAAAGCGACUGUUUAUGGUAUAACUUGUAAUCGAAAUCGAGAAGAAAUUGCUGAAAUAGUAUCUCAAGUUCGAAUUCCGGAAUUUGUGCCAAAAUCAGGCGUUAAGAUUGCUGAAACAGAUUCGCAGAUCCAAAUUUCUAAUGGUAACGGAAAUGUUGACCAUGAUCGACGAAACCAAUUACAGAAUGAAUUACCAAAAGUGGAUGCGUUAAAAGGUAAUAUCUGA